Messenger RNA from Thrips palmi, 1632 nucleotides. Its product is annotated as alpha-tocopherol transfer protein-like. Bases 194 to 1090 code for a protein of 298 amino acids. The record is from RefSeq and is a predicted model, not a curated record. Gene Ontology annotation, cellular component: membrane. NCBI's taxonomy places the organism in Eukaryota, Metazoa, Arthropoda, Insecta, Thysanoptera, Thripidae. The transcript is spliced from 8 exons. Gene Ontology annotation, molecular function: phosphatidylinositol bisphosphate binding.
GCGCUGCCUUGCCGGGCGGUCGGACCGGAUCAGUGCCGCCGGAGCAUUUACCGAAUCGAGGAGUGCCUCCGUCGAGUGUUGUUGGAGCGCGCGUCGUCUGCUGUGCUGUGGGACUUAAACCGGCGCCGCCACCGCCCUGCGCCCGAGGCCCCUGGACUUGCUCGUGGCCCGCCCCGGCUACUGAAGAGGAAAGAUGGCUCCGGUGGGCGAGCUGCUCCCGCAGCCCUUCCUCGACCCCAAGUCGCUGGUCAUGCCCAAGGACCGCGACCGGGAGGUGGCCACCAUGCGGGCCUGGCUCAACACGAUGCCGCACCUGCCGCGCCUCUCAGACGAGCACCUCCUGCUGUUCCUGCACAGCUGCAACUUCGCCCUGGACCGCGCCCAGAAGACCAUCGACAGCUACUUCACGACGCGCACCAACGAGACCUACCUGUUCAGCGACAAGGACCCUGCCAGCGGCGACCUCAAAUACGUCUUCGGCAUCGCUGAGCUGGUGGCGUGCCCCGAGCGCACCAAGGAGGGCUACGGCGUGCUGCUGUACCGCCUGACGGACUUCGAGCCCUCGCACGUCGACUUCCUGCAGGGCAUCAAGGCCUUCUUCGCGUUCAACGACGUCCGCCUCAGCGAGGACGGCGUCAUCCCCGGCUACGUGGUCGUCUUCGACAUGCGGGGCAUCACGUUGUCGCACCUGGGCGUCGUCACGCUGUCAGGCAUCCGCAAGUUCAUGCACUACAUCCAGGAGUGCCACCCGUGCAGGCUCAAGGCCAUCCACGUCAUCAACACGGUCAAGUGGUUCGACAAGGUCCUCGCCCUGAUCAAGCCCUUCGUCAAGAGCGAGCUCCUGCAAAUGAUCUCGAUGCACGGCGACGACCGGGAAAGAAAACCGUGUUCCAGAGCGUGCCCCUCAAAGCCUUUGCCUCCUCAAGGGGAACUCCACGACGCCCACGUGAAGCUGAUGACCGACAAGUACAGCCUGUGGCUCAAGCAGGAGCAGCUUCUCCGAGUGGAGGAGAAAAAGCGACCAGCCAAGUGCAAGAACGGCAACUUCACCACCAUGGAGGGCUCGUUCCGCUCGCUGGCCAUCGACUGAAGCAACAAGCCAACCAGCCUCGUUGGCGACACAACGAACCCAUGCUCAAUUCACUUUCAUCUUUUCCCGUGACCGCGUUAUUGCUAUUUUUAUUUUUUACGAGACAAUCAGUUUUGCACACAUGAAAAGGAUAUAGUCGGUGACUGUGGGGCCCGUAGUUGAUCUCAAAACUGCUGGUGAGAGAGUAUGUUAAUGUACAAAAAGAAAAUGCAGCGUAGCGUCUCAUGACUGAGUUUACCAUGACGUAAAAAGCGUAUUAUUAUGACGAUAGCUUUCUAUUCGAGUUUAGAAGUUAUUUUCUCAAUAAUGUCAUGAACAGGGAGACCUUCACUGCGUGAGACCUCCUUUUUAUGUUGUUAAUCUGUGAUUUUAAUGUCUCCUGAAAUUGCCAUGUUGAUAAUGUGCUGGUCACAAGUCGACACGAAUCACUGUCAUUUUAUUCAAGCACACUUUCUCGAAUCUAGUUGUAUGUCGACAGUGUUAAGAAUUAUCGUAUUAAUAGUAUUAUCAUUACAAAAUAAUUAAAUGAUCUGUUUCCAAAA